AAGGGGCGGAGUUAAGCCCUGAGGUUUUGUGAAAUGAAAGUGAAAAAUAUAUUUUCUGUAUAGUCAUACGGCACAUCUGGAGAGAAGUUUGUGUGUUUUUAAUGACUAUUACGCAUUGCUAUUGAUAUUAAUUUAUCUGAUAUUUUUUUAUCUGAAGUGGCAGUUUUGACCAGUAAGGUAAGACGGUAUAUCGACGAUACUUUAACUUUCCCAAAAUAAACAAACAUUUAUAUCAUAAAACAAAGAGUACUGAAGAGAGAGAUACACAGGAUAUACACAGUAUGUGUUUUUGCACUUGAGAGAAAUAGAGAAUAUGAUUAAUAGAAAAGUAGCUUAAUGAUGUGUGUAGUUAUGGUUUCCAACUUUUUUUAUGCAGGCAAAAUGGCAGAGGCUGGUGUUCAUAGUAAGUCAACACGUCACUGUCUCAGGAGUUAUUGGUUGCUUUUCUUGUAUUAAUGUCGUAUAUACAAACCACAGUUUAGUCAGUAGAUCUAUGUCAUAGGCUUAUAGAUUUGGAGCAGACAUGGGAUUGUUGUUGAGUCUCAAACUGUUAAAUAACAUAGUUUCCUGUAAAAAUGGAGCCCAACAGGACACACCUUCACAUAUAGUCAACUCUGUCAGCGCCAGAAAGCAAGGUCAUGAAGUAAAAAAUAAUUGUUUAAUAAAACAGAUAUCCUCUUGCAGGUAAGUCAAGGAUGGGGAAAUUAUGCACCUGUGUCGUAGGUGAUACUUUCAAUUCUGAUAAGGACUUGAUAAGACAACUCAUUGUCCGAGGAAACUGUACUGAAGUGUCAGUAGCGGAGAGUGAUGUCAUCAUGAUGAUCUGUCCUAUCGUCAGUCACCUUGGGCCUCUUGAUCUUGAUAUACAACUGGAGGUGGUCUCAGAAUACCUAGGUAUGUAUCAAGAGGCUAAUUACCUGAAUACAUGCUUUAUUUGUUAGAGUUCUUAAACUAACUUUGUUCAUCCCUCACUCUCUUGACAGCUGGUAAACCUGUCGUUCUGGUGGUGCUGCAUGACACUUUCAACCCAGACUCCACUAUACCUGACAGCAGCAGACUAGUGACCAGGGGUGAGGUGAUACUCACAGUGGACUGUCUAUUUAAUCACAGAGGACUUCUGGACUGUCCUCGCAAUAAAGAAGCAGUCGGUAUGAUUCUGAAGAGGCUAAACGUACAACCAAAGGUAUAGUUACAACGUAUAGUCCACUUUGAGUUAUUUAGCACCGCACUUGCCCCUCGUCAUUUAAGAAUUUGUGAAAAUUAUGAUAAUGCCCUUUUAGUGUAAGAGCUGUUUGAAAAGGCAGCCUGAAAUUUCCGCCUGUUUUGGUGGGAUGGAGUUUUGGCUUGCCUGGUGACAUCACCAGGUGGUAAAGUAGUUAAUAGACCAAUAAGAAUGAGAGUACCAAACCUCUCUGCCUAUAACAGUUAGUUUUCAGUUUUCACCUCCCCACUCAGACCACUCCCAGACAGUCCUAGCAAAAUUCUUGCUUGAGAAAUAGCUCUUUGCUAAGAAGCUAUUUUUGUUUAUUUUUGACCAUUUUAAUUGAAAACAAUCACAAUAAGGUACUUAAUUGUUACCCAGAAAUUAUUUGAUAUUGAGAUAAAAAACAACUGCUGCAUUGGACCUUUAACUGACUUGCCUAGUUAAAUAUCGGUUUAGAAAUCCAUGUUCAGCACAAUGUAGAAUCGAAUACUAUACUAAUAAUUAAUUUCUUAACUUCUCUCUCUCUGUUGCAGCAGGAAUUCACAGAAGGUAAAUACUGCUCUAAACAAAAUUAAUAUGAUGAAUUGCACAAUAACAAAGGUUUCAUUUUUAACGAAACAGAGAUAUCCUCUUGCAGGUGAGCCAAGGAUGGGGAAAUUAUGCACCUGUGUCGUAGGUGAUACUUUCAAUUCUGAUAAGGACUUGAUAAGACAACUCAUUGUCCGAGGAAACUGUACUGAAGUGUCAGUAGCGGAGAGUGAUGUCAUCAUGAUGAUCUGUCCUAUCGUCAGUUACCUUGGACCUCUUGAUCUUGAUAUACAACUGGAGGUGGUCUCAGAAUACCUAGGUAUGUAUCAAGAGGCUAAUUACCUGAAUACAUGCUUUAUUUGUUAGAGUUCUUAAACUAACUUUGUUCAUCCCUCACUCUCUUGACAGCUGGUAAACCUGUCGUUCUGGUGGUGCUGCAUGACACUUUCAACCCAGACUCCACUAUACCUGACAGCAGCAGACUAGUGACCAGGGGUGAGGUGAUACUCACAGUGGACUGUCUAUUUAAUCACAGAGGACUUCUGGACUGUCCUCGCAAUAAAGAAGCAGUCGGUAUGAUUCUGAAGAGGCUAAACGUACAACCAAAGGUAUAGUUACAACGUAUAGUCCACUUUGAGUUAUUUAGCACCGCAAUUGCCCCUCGCCAUUUAAGAAUUUGUGAAAAUUAUGAUAAUGCCCUUUUAGUGUAAGAGCUGUUUGAAAAGGCAGCCUGAAAUUUCAGCCUGUUUUGGUGGGAUGGAGUUUUGGCUUGCCUGGUGACAUCACCAGGUGGUAAAGUAGUUAAUAGACCAAUAAGAAUGAGAGUACCAAACCUCUCUGCCUAUAACAGUUAGUUUUCAGUUUUCACCUCCCCACUCAGACCACUCCCAGACAGUCCUAGCAAAAUUCUUGCUUGAGAAAUAGCUCUUUGCUAAGAAGCUAUUUUUGUUUAUUUUUGACCAUUUUAAUUGAAAACAAUCACAAUAAGGUACUUAAUUGUUACCCAGAAAUUAUUUGAUAUUGAGAUAAAAAAACAACUGCUGCAUUGGACCUUUAACUGACUUGCCUAGUUAAAUAUCGGUUUAGAAAUCCAUGUUCAGCACAAUGUAGAAUCGAAUACUAUACUAAUAAUUAAUUUCUUAACUUCUCUCUCUCUCUGUUGCAGCAGGAAUUCACAGAAGGUAAAUACUGCUCUAAAUAAAAUUAAUAUGAUGAAUUGCACAAUAACAAAGGUUUCAUUUUUAACGAAACAGAGAUAUCCUCUUGCAGGUGAGCCAAGGAUGGGGAAAUUAUGCACCUGUGUCGUAGGUGAUACUUUCAAUUCUGAUAAGGACUUGAUAAGACAACUCAUUGUCCGAGGAAACUGUACUGAAGUGUCAGUAGCGGAGAGUGAUGUCAUCAUGAUGAUCUGUCCUAUCGUCAGUCACCUUGGACCUCUUGAUCUUGAUAUACAACUGGAGGUGGUCUCAGAAUACCUAGGUAUGUAUCAAGAGGCUAAUUACCUGAAUACAUGCAUUAUUUGUUAAGAGUUCUUAAACUAACUUUGUUCAUCCCUCACUCUCUUGACAGCUGGUAAACCUGUCGUUCUGGUGGUGCUGCAUGACACUUUCAACCCAGACUCCACUAUACCUGACAGCAGCAGACUAGUGACCAGGGGUGAGGUAAUACUCACAGUGGACUGUCUAUUUAAUCACAGAGGACUUCUGGACUGUCCUCGCAAUAAAGAAGCAGUCGGUAUGAUUCUGAAGAGGCUAAACGUACAACCAAAGGUAUAGUUACAACGUAUAGUCCACUUUGAGUUAUUUAGCACCGCACUUGCCCCUCACCAUUUAAGAAUUUGUAAAAAAUUAUAAUACCCUU
Messenger RNA from Coregonus sp. 'balchen', 3592 nucleotides. NCBI's taxonomy places the organism in Eukaryota, Metazoa, Chordata, Actinopteri, Salmoniformes, Salmonidae. The record is from the annotation of a GenBank genome assembly.